UGGCGCUGUGUUGUCAGGGAGCAGCUGGAGGAGCAGGGCUGCAGCCAUGAAUGUGGUGCUGGCUGUCAAACACUAUGUGUCCAGGAUGAUCGAGGAGAGCGGGCCGGGCAUGAAGGUCCUACUCAUGGACAAGGAGACGACCAGCGUGGUCAGUAUGGUUUACACCCAGUCUGAAAUUCUGCAGAAAGAGGUCUAUCUCUUCGAACAUAUAGAUUCUGCAAACCGUGAGAACAUGAAGCAUCUUAAGGCCAUUUGUUUCCUUCGACCAACUAAGGAAAAUGUUCAAUACUUGAUCAAGGAGCUACGAAGGCCGAAAUACAGCGUCUAUUUCAUUUACUUCAGCAAUGUCAUCAGUAAGAGCGACAUCAAGUCCCUGGCGGAGGCUGACGAGCAGGAAGUGGUAGCUGAAGUGCAGGAAUUCUACGGAGAUUACAUUGCUGUGAACCCUCACAUAUUUUCUCUUAACAUUGUGGGGUGCUAUCAGGGCCGGAACUGGGAUCCCACCCAUCUGACUAGGACAACACAAGGACUGACCGCUCUGCUGCUCUCUCUGAAGAAGUGCCCCAUGAUUCGAUACCAGCUCUCGUCAGACAUGGCCAAGAGACUGGCAGAAGGUGUGAAGCGAGUCAUCACGAACGAAUACGAGUUGUUUGAUUUCCGACGGACAGAGGUCCCGCCUUUACUACUGAUCCUGGAUCGCUCUGAUGAUGCCAUCACACCUCUCUUAAACCAGUGGACAUACCAGGCGAUGGUGCAUGAGUUACUGGGGAUCAACAACAAUCGUAUCGACCUGGCCCGUGUGCCAGGGAUCAGCAAAGAUCUGAAGGAAGUGGUGCUGUCAGCAGAGAAUGAUGAGUUCUACGCAAAUAACAUGUACCUGAACUUUGGAGAGAUUGGGACCAACAUCAAGAACCUCAUGGAGGAUUUCCAGAGGAAGAAACCAAAAGGACAGCAGAAGUUGGAAUCCAUUUCAGACAUGAAGGCUUUUGUGGAAAACUACCCCCAGUUCAAGAAGAUGUCGGGAACGGUGUCUAAACAUGUGACGGUAGUGGGCGAGCUGUCUCGUCUGGUCAGUGAGCGUCAUCUCAUGGAGGUGUCAGAGGUGGAACAGGAGCUGGCGUGUCAGAACGACCAUUCCACUGCACUACAGAACGUGAAGCGUCUCCUGCAGAACCAGCGGCUGUCUGAGCUGGAUGCCACCAGACUUGUCAUGCUCUACGCCUUGCACUACGACCGACACAGCAGCAACGGCAUGCAGAGUCUCCUCACCGACCUCCGGAACCGCGGCGUGUCAGAUAAAUAUCGCAGGCUGGUGUCCGCCGUGGUGGAAUUCGGGGGGAAGAGAGUGAGAGGAAGCGAUCUCUUCAGUCCAAAGGAUGCUGUUGCCAUCACCAGGCAGUUUUUCAAAGGGCUGAAGGGUGUGGAGAAUGUGUACACUCAGCAUCAGCCUUUCCUUCUCGACACGUUGGAUCAGCUCAUCAAGGGGAAACUGAAGGACAAUCUAUAUCCGUACCUGGGACCCAGCACCCUCCGAGACAGACCUCAAGACAUCAUUGUGUUUAUUGUCGGUGGUGCAACGUACGAGGAGGCUUUUACAGUCUAUAACCUUAAUCGAACAACACCGGGAGUCCGCAUUGUGUUAGGUGGGACAACAAUUCACAAUACAAAGAGUUUUCUGGACGAAGUUAAUGUCGCGGGAAUCCAGAGCCGAGCGUCAGAAGGUUCGCUGGGGGCAGCGCGGUCCUCGGUCAGACGAUAAAGGACACAAGUCAUUGUGUCAUCCAACACUUCCUUGCUGGGAUCUGCUGUGUAUAGCGAGUUUGAACGUCCACUCCAUGUUAAUAACGCCUAUCUCACCCUAACUACCGUAUCGGCCAUCAGCUGAGAAAAUAUGGAAUGCACAUCCAAAACGCGCAAAUAUCGUUCUUCACAGCUCCAACUGGACCAACCCUCCUCCGAAAAAACACUAUCACCUCCUCGUCUUUUGUGAAGGCUGUGUCUGUUUUGGCUUCUUUUUGUUGGUGUUUUUUUGUUUUUUGUUUUUGAAAAGCUGUAGUUAUUGAAAAGAAAAUUAAUGUAUUAAAUUUAAAGAAUUAUUGUAUAUACGAAACGUGCAGAUUUAUCAAACCGCUGCCCUCUGUGUCUGAUUUCAUGAAGAAGUUUAUUAAUCAAGGAGAGACUGUGGGGAAUUAAACUAUAGAGCUGACUAUAGACAAAGGUAGCCGGUUCGGGGAAGGGGGAGAUUGAGUUUUCAAUAUUCAUCUAUUUUGAAAUGGUAAUGUAAUUCACUAUUUAGUGGAUAUAGAAUAAAAUCUGAUGAAUAUGACAGAAGGCAAAAUGCACAAAAUAAGUUGACCUGAUUCUCCCAAAUCUACACCAUGUAACAGAAUGAAGCGUUUGUUUGCUGGCCACCAAGUGGAUAAUAACAAUAUAUGAUUUCAGUAAAUAUAAAAUGUGGAUUAUACAAAUGGAUUAAUUUAAAUAAACAAUUUAAUUAUUGGCAUUUCUUGGA
This is a messenger RNA of Pelobates fuscus (common spadefoot toad), 2512 nucleotides long. It is a transcript of the gene VPS45, whose product is annotated as vacuolar protein sorting 45 homolog. The record is from RefSeq and is a predicted model, not a curated record. Lineage: Eukaryota; Metazoa; Chordata; Amphibia; Anura; Pelobatidae. The transcript has 15 exons. The coding region runs from base 47 to 1759 and encodes 570 amino acids. Gene Ontology annotation, biological process: intracellular protein transport; vesicle-mediated transport. Gene Ontology annotation, cellular component: Golgi membrane.